GAAAACCAUACCUAAAUGGAUCUCUCUACUCUUCUUCUUCUCUUACUCCUACCAUUAUUUCUCAUUUUCAGAAACAAAAAAAAUGGUGAAAAAAACCUCCCACCAAGCCCACCAAAGCUUCCAAUCAUAGGAAACUUGCACCAACUUGGCAAUGGACCUCACCAUUUAUCCUACAAAAAAAUGUCACGUAAAUAUGGUCCGGUGAUGCUUCUUCAUCUUGGAAAGCUAAAAACUGUAGUCAUCUCUUCUGCUGAAGCAGCAAAACAAGCAUACAAAGAUAAUGAUCUUGCUUGCUCAAGCAGACCGCUUUUCGAGGGUUCCGGUCGCCUUUCUUACAACUAUUUCGACGUCGCUUUUGCACCCUAUGGCGAACAUUGGAGGAACAUGAAAAAACUCAUCAUUCUUGAACUUUUUAGCUUGAAAAGAGUUCAAUCUUUUAGACCCAUAAGAGAAUAUGAGACUAACGUAGUAAUGGAAAAAUUAGCCGAAGCGGCAGCUUCUUUGACUCCGGUUAACCUAACCGACAUGUUAUACACACUGAUUGCUAAUGUGACAACGAAAAUGUCAUUUGGAUUUGAGUAUAGAGGUAGUGAUUUUGAUGAAGAGAAGUUUCAUGAAGUUGUUCAUGGAACUGAAGCAAUUCUGGGAAGCUAUGCUUAUAGUGAACUAAUUCCGGGGAUAGGAUGGUUGCUGGAUCGAAUCGGAGGCCGCCAUGCGAAGACCGAACAAGUUUUUUGUGAUUUGGACAGAUUUUUUCAGCAUGUUAUUGAUGAUCAUCUUAAACCAGGAAGAGAGAGGAGCCAUGAUGAUAUGAUUGAUGUUCUUUUGCGUAUGGAGAAGGAACAAGCUGCUAAAGGUGGUGAAGUUGAAUUCACUAAAGUCAAUAUUAAAGGAGUUCUCCUGAAUCUGUUCGCGGGUGGAGUAUCUACAUCUUCAAUUACUCUAAACUGGGCCAUGUCGGAACUAAUGAAGAACCCAAGAGUUAUGAAGAAAGCACAAGAAGAAGUAAGAAAGGUGGUUGGGCAUAAAGGAAGAGUAACAGAAACUGAACUUAGUCAGCUUCCCUACAUAAAUAUGAUAAUAAAAGAAACUCUCAGGAAACACCCACCAGCCCCGCUCCUAAUUCCAAGAGAAACCAUUUCAGACAUCACACUUAAUGGUUACAAAGUUCCUGCCAAGACAAUGCUGCAGGUUAACGUCUGGGCGAUAGGACGAGACCCGAAUAACUUUAAGGAUCCUGAGGAAUUCUACCCUGAAAGAUUUGAAACAAGCCCUUUUGAUUACAAAGGAACUCAUUUCGAGUUAUUACUGUUCGGAUCGGGUCGGAGAAUGUGUGUUGGGAUGCAUGUAGCAGAAAUGAACAUUGGGACUGUACUUUCUAAUCUAGUGUAUGGUUUUGACUGGAAGUUACCUGAUGGGAUGAGUAGGGAAGAUCUUAAUAUGGAUGAAAUGGAUCAUGUGGCUCUUACUGUUACUAAGAAAGUACCUCUUCAUCUUGUGCCUGUGAAGUGGAAUCCGUGAUGAUCAGUAAUCGCUGAUUAUCUAAUAAAGUACCUCUUCAUCUUGUGCCUGUCAAGUGGAAUCCAUGGUGAUCAGUGAUCAUUGAUCAUCUAAUGUCAUGUUAUAUGGUGAUAUUAAGUAUGCAUUUCAAUAAGAGCAUGCAUGUGCAUCUGAUGGAUGUAUAUGUAUGUCGGUAUUGUUGUUAUUUCUGCUACAUGAUGGUUAUCUAA
Molecule: messenger RNA, 1730 nt
Organism: Mercurialis annua (annual mercury)
Lineage: Eukaryota; Viridiplantae; Streptophyta; Magnoliopsida; Malpighiales; Euphorbiaceae
Product: cytochrome P450 71B10-like
Exons: 2
Coding region: 16-1521 (501 amino acids)
Molecular function (GO): heme binding; iron ion binding; monooxygenase activity
Source: RefSeq, a predicted model, not a curated record